Molecule: messenger RNA, 2452 nt
Organism: Morus notabilis
Lineage: Eukaryota; Viridiplantae; Streptophyta; Magnoliopsida; Rosales; Moraceae
Product: ATPase family AAA domain-containing protein 3
Exons: 8
Coding region: 228-2144 (638 amino acids)
Biological process (GO): mitochondrion organization
Cellular component (GO): mitochondrion
Molecular function (GO): ATP hydrolysis activity; ATP binding; zinc ion binding
Source: RefSeq, a predicted model, not a curated record
UACAAAAACCUCUGCUUUCUACCGCCUUCUCUGAAAAAAAAUCUCAGGAGGGCUGUGCUUCUCAGUUCUCAGCCCCUUUAGCCUUUUUUAAUCAUCUCUUUUCUUGUUCUUCAAGUCAUUUCCGAUUUUUCUCUUAUAUGCUUUCGCAAACUUUCUAGGGUUAGGGUUUCGCCAGAUUUCCAGAGAAAACCAGACAACAAAAGAAGUUGAGUUGCAGAAGAAAAGAAAUGGGGAAGACUCAGGCAAUAGGGAUAAUCACAGCCAUGGCGGCGUCUGCUUCGUUGUCCAAGCCCCAACAAGCUCACGCCGAUGGCCCUUUCAGCUUCUCUCCCUUCGGUGGCUCUUCUCCUUCUCCUUCUCCAAAUGUUCAUCCUCCUGCUCAAGCUUCUUCUUCUGCCGCUUCUCCGCCGGGGAAUGCGGAGGCUCCUCCGCCGCCUCCGAAGGUUCGGAACGAUCAUCCGAGGACGACCUCGGCCGGGUUCGAUCCUGAGGCGCUGGAGCGGGGCGCCGAGGCUCUCAAAAAGAUCACAAAAUCUUCUGAAGCCAAAAAGGUGUUUGAAGUUAUUAAAAAGCAAGAAGAGACGAGGCAAGCUGAACUGGCGGCAAAGGCUGAGGAGUUUAGGGCAAUGAAAGCUCAGGCAGAAACUGAGAGACAAAGAGUCUUAUAUGAUGAGCAGAGGAAGCUAGCUCAGCAUCAAGCACAAACAAAGUCCCAAAUGGCUCGUUAUGAAGAUGAUUUGGCAAGGAAGCGGAUGCAGUUAGAGAAUGAAUUACAGAGAGCAAGGAAUCAAGAACUAGUUAAAUUGCAAGAGGAAUCCUCAAUCCGACAGGAGCAAGUUCGUAGAGCAACAGAGGAACAAAUCCAAGCACAACGUCGACAAACGGAGAAGGAGAAGGCUGAGAUAGAACGAGAAACAAUCCGAGUGAGGGCUAUAGCAGAAGCUGAAGGGAGAGCCCAUGAAGCAAAACUAGGUGAGGAAGUUAACAGGCGGAUCCUAGUAGACCGUGCAAAUGCAGAACGAGAGAAAUGGGUUGCUGCAAUAAAUACAACUUUUGAUCAUAUUGGUGGGGGCUUGAAAGCCAUUCUAACGGAUCAAAAUAAACUGGUCGUUGCUGUUGGGGGUGUCACUGCUUUAGCAGCAGGGGUGUACACAACAAGAGAAGGUGCUAAGGUGAUAUGGAGCUAUGUGGACAGAAUAUUAGGACAGCCGUCGCUAAUAAGAGAGUCCUCGAGAGGGAAAUAUCCGUGGUCAGGAUUGUUUUCACGUGCAAUGAGCACCCAUCGUACUGAUAAGGGAUCGUCCCAAACUGGCAAUGGGUUUGGUGACGUUAUUUUACACCCUUCUCUUCAAAAUAGAAUAAAACAGUUGGCUAGCGCAACUGCCAAUACGAAGUCCCAUCAGGCACCAUUUCGGAACAUGCUCUUUUAUGGUCCUCCAGGAACAGGAAAAACUAUGGCUGCGAGAGAGCUAGCUCAAAAAUCUGGGUUGGAUUAUGCAUUGAUGACGGGAGGGGAUGUUGCUCCUCUGGGAUCACAGGCUGUUACCAAGAUACACCAAUUGUUUGAUUGGGCGAAGAAAUCUCGGAAGGGUUUGUUACUUUUUAUUGAUGAAGCGGAUGCAUUCUUGUGCGAGCGAAAUAAAACCUAUAUGAGUGAAGCGCAAAGAAGUGCACUCAAUGCCCUCCUAUUUCGCACUGGUGACCAGUCCAAGGACAUUGUCCUUGCCCUCGCAACAAACCGCCCUGGUGAUCUUGAUUCGGCUGUGGCAGAUCGUAUUGAUGAAGUUCUGGAAUUCCCUUUACCCGGGGAGGAAGAACGUUUUAAGCUUCUAAAGCUGUAUCUUGACAAAUAUCUAGCUCAGGCUGGCUCAAGAAAAGCCGGUGUGUUCCGUAGUUUGUUUAAGAAAGAACAACAGAAGAUUGAGAUUAAGGGCUUGACAGAUGACAUCUUGAAAGAAGCAGCAGCAAAGACCGAAGGCUUUUCUGGGAGAGAAAUAGCUAAACUAAUGGCGAGUGUCCAAGCUGCUGUUUAUGGCAGUGAAAAUUGUGUGCUUGACCCGAGCCUUUUCCGCGAGGUAGUUGACUACAAAGUCGCGGAACAUCAACAGAGAAUAAAACUGGCAGCUGGUGAUAAAAGUAACUAAUGAUCUCUUUAUUAAAGUUCCAUCAGUUUUGAAGUUGCCUAUGAAGUAGCUAAAAAUAGGCUAGCAUUUAAAUUAAACAUUUGAGAAAGCCCGCACCUAUUUUUCGUUUUGGGCAUUAUGACAACUCGCCAUUAUUUGUUGCCCCCAGAUGUUUGGGGGUUUUUGUAUUUGUUCUAAUCCGGCUUAAAAAUUCAAUGUUAGCAGUGAUUGUUAAAUUAAACAUGAUUCUUUUCGUUGCCUUGUGGCACCAAAUUAUUCUGAAGCCCUCACUUUCUUUCUGGUUUCUUGUAGUAGAUUUAUCGUCUCUG